Marchantia polymorpha subsp. ruderalis is the source of this 2513-nucleotide messenger RNA. The record is from the annotation of a GenBank genome assembly. Lineage: Eukaryota; Viridiplantae; Streptophyta; Marchantiopsida; Marchantiales; Marchantiaceae.
UCAGCGGUUCAUCGGGACGGAACGAAGGACGAGCAGGCGAAGGGUUGAGCUCGGCGUGUAAGGAGAGCAAGAAGACAGGGGCCCGAGGGAGGCAAGGCAUAAGAGGCAUCGGGAGGAGAAGUUGAAUAGAAAGGGUAGGGAUCGGAACGAGAGGAAGGGAAGGGGAGGAGGAGGAGAAGCAGGGACAGAGGAUCGAGGAAGAGUGACGAUGGGGCGGCACACGAAUGAGGGUCUGGUGCUGGCAAGGCUGGUCGUGGUGGUGCUUGUGAGUUUGGGGGUCGUCGCAGAGGCAGGAAGGGCGGAAUUGCUGUCCGCGGAGGAGCAGCUGCUGCUGGAGGAGACGAGGCCGAUUUUGCAGAGGUCAAUGGUGGAUCGCGUGAACGCAGACAAGCGUGCGACAUGGAAGGCGGCGUUGAAUUCUCGAUUGGAGAAGCACACUGUGAAGGAUUUCAAGCGCCUGUGUGGAACGAUCAUGACCCCCGUCCCGGACCUGGAUUCCUCCUCAUUCCCCGUUCUGGAGCCGGGUCGCAACGAUGCUCGCGGCCGAACCAUCUCCCCGGCAGACCUCCCUGAGAGCUUCGAUGCCCGAGAAGCUUGGCCCCAUUGCAGGACUAUCAGCGAGAUACUCGAUCAAGGCCACUGCGGGUCGUGCUGGGCUUUCGGAGCUGUGGAGUCGCUGUCAGACCGCUUCUGCAUCCACGGCUUCGAGAACGUAACCCUGUCGGAGAACGAUCUGCUCUCGUGCUGCGGAUUCGAGUGCGGUUAUGGAUGCGAGGGAGGAUACCCUUUUCGAGCAUGGCAGUACUUCAAGCGCACGGGCGUGGUCUCGGCAACCUGCGAUCCCUAUUUCGACAACGUGGGCUGUGGCCACCCGGGCUGCUCGCCCGUGUACGACACCCCGGUGUGCAACAAGGCCUGUGUGAACGACGAUCUGUGGGCGGAGAACAAGCACUUCGCCACCAGCGCCUACUACCUGCCGUCGGAUCCCGAGGCUCUGAAGCUGGAGCUCUACACGAACGGGCCGAUCGAGCUUUCGUUCAAUGUCUACGAGGACUUCGCGCACUACACGUCGGGCGUUUACCAGCACUUGUACGGGGACUACAUGGGGGGCCAUGCCGUCAAGCUCGUGGGCUGGGGUGUGGAGAACGGGGUCGAUUUCUGGACGGUGGCCAACUCUUGGAACACGGAAUGGGGCGAGAAGGGUUACUUUCGGAUUGUUCGGGGCACUAACGAGUGCGGGAUUGAGACCUCUGCUGUUGCUGGUAUCCCCUUCGUCCAAGGAGGCAAAAGAUCCCGUGUGGCGGAGAUGUAAAGAAAGAAAAUGAACGGAAUUGAUAGUGUGCCCGGAACUAGUCGCGCCAAAGGUGUACUUUCCUCUCGAUGACAUCUCACACCCUUUGUAUAGCUUUGGUACUCAUCGAGCUAUGUGUUUCAUACAUGUUGGAGGCUCUAAACGGAUCUUCUUUGCUUCUUGUAAUUAUGUUCUUCCUCUAGGUACAGAAUUGUGGUAUCUGUGAAGCCCCUCGAGCUUCUUGCAAACCUGAAGCCAGCGUCAGGGAGGCAGUGCUUGGAAAUGUCCAUGUAUCAUAUUUUUAUCGGUUAAAAAAAGAGAGAUUGGAACUGUUACUCAUGUGGGGUCGCUUUGAGUUGCGCUUGUGUUACCUGUCGGUGCGAUUGGGACAUUGGUCAGUGUGGACUUGAAAGUCUGGUUUUCUUCAUUGUGUCUGUGCCUUCCUAUGAAUCUUGAGGAGUUUUGACUUUACUGAUUGACAAUCGCCCACAGAGAUUUCUCAUGUGCGGAAAAUGUUAGCAGCAUGAACUGCUGAAAAAAUCGCGUGUUGCUGGAAGUUGGAGCUCGUGAAUAUUUAUGGUAGACUCUGACAGGCUUGAUUACAAAUCUUUUCGAGAUGUAUUGACGAUAAUGCCAUCUGAACACAUCUAGCGGGAGAGUUAGCUAUAGUAGGGAGAGCAAGUCCGCUAACAGACGAUUCUUUGACAAGAGCCAGCUCAAAAUAUCGAAGAUUCGAGUAUCAAUAAUUCUUGAUCACAAUCAUUGAAGAAGCAUCAAGGGAGCGGAGUGAGCCCUCGCGCUCGCCGCCGCUUGGCGAAGCAGAUUGUCAAAUCAUGGGAGGUGUGGCAGAUUUUUGUCAUUACACACGUGUAGCAGGCUUGCUGUUCUGAAGUCUACUGGCAACAUGAUUUUGCCGAUGAAUUUCUUUUAGAUGACCUUGAAUAAGAGACCUGUACUGUAAUCUGUCAAACCAUGGAGUAUGCAUGGUGGUCUGAAGACUGCUGGCAACUUCAGUUUUCCUCAGCACAUCUGCUGGGUGAACUUUGAGAUGUGCACAGGGUUCAAUUACGGUAAAGUAGAUACAAAAGGGACGUGCUUGUAACUAUUUCAUUCACUGACCAGAGAUACUCCAAAUAGAAGCAAGGAACUUGUGCGGUUUCUCUGGAUCCCCAGAGUAAGUCGAAUCCCACAACCAGCUAAGGAUUGUGCACCGGCAAGAGCC